Darwinula stevensoni is the source of this 3640-nucleotide messenger RNA. Lineage: Eukaryota; Metazoa; Arthropoda; Ostracoda; Podocopida; Darwinulidae. The record is from the annotation of a GenBank genome assembly.
AUGCAGAAGGUAUUUGUCAUGGAUGAGUUUUCACAGAGUGUGCACAUUCAGGAAAAGCUAUUGGCAGUUGGUAUUGGCAGAAGGCAAAUCAACGAUCCUUUCUUCAGAGAUGGAAAUGUAGCAUGUGGAAGAGCAGGUGAACCAAAACAGGCUGUAGAGUACAAUCUGGAGUGUCCUUCAUUGGAUGAAGUUUGCUGGAGGACAGUGGUAAUGAGAUGCCAAGAAUCAGGUUGUGGAUUGAGGUUUGACUCCAUCCGUGAGUAUGAGGAGCACUACAAUGUCCGGCAUAGGUGGGUGUGUUUGGAAUGCAAGAAGCCUUUGCCUUCCAGUCAUUUGCUUGAGAUCCAUGCAUUGGAGAAGCAUGACUCCCUCUUUAGUCUCCUGGCUGAACGGAAACCUAUGUAUCAGUGCUUUAUACCAGAGUGUCAUGAGAAGUUCUGGGAUGCAAACAAGAGACAUGACCAUGCUAUCAAGGAUCAUAAGUUCCCACCCAACUUCCGCUUUGAUGAUGCAUGGAAGGACAAAGCAAAGAAGAAACAAGAGGAGAAGAGAUGGAGAAGAAAGAUGGAAGUGGAAGGAUCAGAAGAUAUGAUGGAAGUGGCUGAACUGUCUUCAAAGGUGGAGAAGAAGGCACAUAACCUCAUCCCACGAUCUGUGAUGUUUGGACUCAAGAGCAAGCCAGGACUCGAAGUCCUCUUUCGUCGUCUGGAUCCAGAAGAUCCAGAGGCCACUGAGAUAGAAAGUCUAUGUGUCAACUGUGGAGAGAAUGGGAUCACAAAGCUGUUGCUAACAAAAAUUCCCUAUUAUAAAGAUGUGAUAGUGAGCUCUUUUUCCUGCCUACAUUGUGGCAACAUCAACAAUGACCUCCAGUCAGCCAGCCCCAUAGAGGAAAAGGGUGUUAGAAUCAAGUUGAGAGUUGAGUCCAUGCGAGACUUAAACCGUCAGGUCAUGAAAUCUGACUAUGCUAGUGUCACCAUCCCUGAACUGGAUUUUGAGAUCCCCAGAAAGUCCCAAAAAGGAGAAAUCUCCACUGUCGAGGGGGUCUUGCAGCGUACUAUCACAGGCUUGCAGCAGGAACAGCCUCUGAGGAAGUCCCUGGAUGCAGAGAAUGCUCAGAAGAUUGAGGAAUUCAUCCAGAAGAUUCAAGGGCUUUUGGAACUGAAGCAAUCAUUCACUUUGAUAGUGGAUGACCCAAGUGGCUCCAGCUUUGUGGAGAAUCCCUUGGCCCCAAGAACUGACCCACAGUUGAAAGUAUCCUGGUAUGUGCGAUCGGAGGAGGACAACAAAUUUGUUGGGAUCUAUCCAUCAGAAGAUGACACUUGCAACAGAGAUGGAGAAAAUGAAACCAGUAAUGCCAGCAUCAGUAAAGAGCAAAUGGAAGGAGCAAGUAACGAGAGUGAUGUACCACAUUUCAAGCAAGUUGUGAUCAUGGCCACUAACUGCAAUGCCUGUGGCCAUCGAACGAAUGAGGUGAAGUCAGGUAGUGGAAUCAGUGAAAAGGGAGUUCGCUUCACUCUCAACAUGACAAAUCCAGCUGUAGACUUGAACCGAGAUGUCCUUAAGGCUGAGACGUGCAGCGUGCUCGUUCCUGAGUUGGAGUUGGAUGCAGGACCAAUGACACUGGGUGGUCAUUUCACUACUGUAGAGGGUAUCCUCACAUGCAUCAAGGAUGGACUGUCUGAUUGGAACCCUCUUAUUGUGGGGGACAGCAGUCAGGACCAGAGUAAACGGCAACUGGAAGAGUUUGUUGCCAAGAUUGAUGAUGUCAUAGCUGGUCGAAUGUCUGCUCACAUCGUCUUGGAUGACCCUGCUGGAAACUCCUAUGUUCAGAGUAUUAAAGAUGUAAAUGAAGAAGAUUCUUCUCUGGAGGUGGUGCAUUAUGAGAGAAGCUAUGAGCAGAACGAGGAGCUGGGCCUCAUUGACAUGAAGGAUUGUACAGGAAUGUCCCUGAACUUGUCUUCCACCUGGAUAUAUUGGUCAAUUGAAGAUUUUCGCUCAUACCCACUCACCAUCUGGACUGGAGAUGAGGCAAAAGAUGACAUCUUGCCCUUUGAUGUUUACACUGCUGCCAGCAUUGGAGCUCUCCAGGCUGUGAAGGAUUGCAUCACUAAAGAUCCAAAUCUUGCAGAGAGGCCAAAUCGAAGUGGAUGGACUCCUCUCAUGUAUGCCUGCUAUUACUGUCACCAUGACAUCAUUGAGUACCUGGUGGUGACUGCUGGUGUGGAUGUGAAUCAGGGAAACUCCCGUUGUGAGACUCCUUUGAUCCUGGCCACCAAGUGUGGACAUGUCAAGGCUGUCUCCUUCCUUCUUCAGAAUGGAGGUCUUAUGGAGAUGAGGGAUGAAGAAGACUGGACAGCUUUGUUCCAUGCUGUCUUUAGCUCAUAUUUAUCACUGGUGGAACUCCUCCUGAAACAGGGAGCCAAUCCUAAUGUCAUGGUGCGGAAGAAUUUUCUCACUCCUCUGAUGCUGGCGGCCGAAGCAGGCCAGGGUCUAAUAUGUCAGCUGCUCCUUCAGCACGGCGCAAAGGCAGGCACCGUGAAUGCCAGAGGCCAAACAGCCAGAUCCCUUGCCAUCAUGAAUGAACACCAUCAUAUUGUUACCAUUCUUGAUGAAAUGGCAGAAGAACAAUCAGAGAUAAUGACCGAAUCUCAGAGUCUCAGAGAGAGUCAAAGUCACACGGAAGCUGCUGCUGCAAUGGCAAGGGCUCAGAGGGAGUCGAUCUGUGAUUUAGAGAAGCUGCUGAAGGCCCUGGAUCUCCUGUCGUAUCUCCCCUUGUUCGUCGAGGAGGACAUCGAUCUCCAGAUCUUCCUCACUCUCAGUGAUCAAGACUUCAGGAGUCUUGGUAUAACGAAGUUGGGUCCUCGUCGGAAGAUGACGAGCGCCAUCGCCAGGUGGCACGCUCACGCUCCCCUUGCUGCCGGUCUGGAGCGAACGUAUGCCGAUCACCUAGAGGCGGAGAUCCGCAGUCUCGAGGAUCGGCUCCGGCACGCGGAAAAGGCGGUCGAGAAACUCGCUUCUCGGCUGGAAAAAGAGGAGAGGGACAGGAAGAGGGCCGAAGAGAGACUGGCCACCUGCGAGGGGGGCGUGCAAGACGCUGCCAGGGAGUUGCAGUUCAUCACUCAAAAUAUCAUCUCUGAAGGGGACUCUUCCCGUGCGAUGGCACUCGUGCGGAUCCACGACGCCCUUUGCGGUUCUCUUCCCGUGCAUCGACAGCACGGUGAAGUGAACCCGUGAUGUCGAUCGCGUCGUGGUGUCGUCUUUCGGAAGGAAUCAAAGACACCUCCUGUGUACCGAGAUCUUUAAUUUUGAAAUAUACCGAUGCAAGAACUGUAUAAAGAGGUGUUUUUUUUUUUCCGAAAUAUAUACACUCGAAAAGUGAAACGGUCAAUUAUAAAGUGACGAGGCGAUAUCGGUGCGACCGGGUUCAUCCAUCGGGCCCCCGCUCGAUCCGGCGGAGGAUUGCAUCGAACUGGAGGAAGUGAACAAUGCCAACGGUCCGGCGAUGAAGACGACGGGCAGCAAAGCCAUCAGGAUCAGUGGCAGGAUCGUCUGUGGGAGGAAAUCACGGCGUUAGAAGAAUUGUUUUGGUCGAAUGCGAUUAGCAGCGACGAAGACUGCUCCGUUUCGAUACGGUUGAGAG